Messenger RNA from Penicillium egyptiacum, 2853 nucleotides. The record is from the annotation of a GenBank genome assembly. NCBI's taxonomy places the organism in Eukaryota, Fungi, Ascomycota, Eurotiomycetes, Eurotiales, Aspergillaceae.
AUGGCUGGUCCAGCGGAGUAUGGCGGGGCUCUCCCUCAGCUACAGCCAGACCAAGUCCCCCUGCUCCUCAAUGCAAUCGAUAAACUCCGAGGCAUGGGUGUUGGUGAGUCUGUUGGCUUGCCACAGAUGAUUAUCUGUGGUUCCAAGUCCAACGCUAAACGCUCUGUUAUCGAGGCAAUUUCUCGCGUCGGCUUUCCAGUGAGAAAUGAUUUUCACAAUGGUUUCGUCACGGAGAUCAUAUUACGUCGCCAUCCGAUUACUCGCUUCCAAGUGAGCAUCGAGCCUGGUCCGUCGAGAAAGAGCAACGAAGACCUCCAGCGACUCAAGCCACUGGUGGCCACUGCUCAUCCCACUACUGAACAGUCAGUAUCACUGAUUAAGAAGGCUACUGGAUUCAUUAGACCCUCCGCCGAGGAUGGAUUCAGUGACGACGUCAUGAGAGUCGAGCUUUCCGGUCCCGAUCAACCUAACCUGACCCUUAUCGAUAUGCCCAGGCUCUACUUCACAGAAGGCAUAGACGCUGGAAAUCGAGGCAAGAGUGUUGGUCGUCUUCGAAUUGAGAAAUACGUGUUGAAUGCACGCAGCAUCAUCCUCGCUGUGGUAUCCGCAAAAAUCGAUAUUUGUGCUCAAAAGAUAACUGAUUUCGCGGACAAGUAUGAUCGAGAACGAAAACGGAUCUUGGGAAUUGUCACUCACCUCGAUACUCUCGAGGAAUCGUCAGACGAGGAAAAGUUAUGGCUGAAGGCUGUCAAAGAAGCAACAUCCGAACCGCCGCUGGGUUUGCAUUUGGUGUGCACCCGAUCGUACGAGACACGCGAGGUGCCAGAUGAAGAGAGAGAUGAGAAGGAGAAGGAGUUCUUCGAGCGAGGAGACUGGAAAACUGUGCCAAGACAAUCCAUAGGGACUGACAAUUUGCGGCGUCGACUCAGUACUCUUCUUGUGAAUCACGUUCAAAGCAGCCUCCCUGGCCUGGUUUCUGAAAUUGACAAAAGGACUCUGAAGAUCCAAUCGAGGCUGUCCAAGCUCAGCACUCCUCGAGAGACGAUUCAUCAACAAAAAGCACUGCUUUUCAAUUUGAGUAGCGCUUUCCAGCGCAUAACCGAACAAGCAUUGACUGGCAUGUACACAGACAACUUCUUUGCUACCCCAGUUGAUGAUGGCAAACCUACGGCUCGUGAACCUCGACGUCUUCGUGCUAUCAUUCAUGACUUGAACGAGCAUUUCGCAGAUGUAAUGGAAAUUGCCGGGUGUCGUCAAUUCAUUCAUGGGGUCAACAACCAGAUCACCCCGUUACUGCACCCUUGCAACCCCUAUGCAAAUAUCAGACAGCCUGUGCACAGGAGCCGCUCAGAGUUCGAACUUGAGGUCAUGGAACAAAUGCGCCGCGAUAGAGGAGUUGAAUUUCCAGGGAACGCCAGUCGGCUACUGGUGGGUAACCUGUUUCGAGACCAAUCGCAGCCCUGGGAUGAAAUCGCUCGAGCCCAUUUGAUGAAGUCAUGGGAGACCACCCAGGACUUUGUAUCGGUUCUACUAAACCACCUUACGGAUGAACACACCUCUACGGCAAUAAUGAAAACUAUCAUUCGACCCCAGCUUGAUAGAAUGCAAGACAGUCUCCUGGCCAAGGUAAAUGAGUUGACUGCUUCCCACAAGCGAGGGCAUGCAUUGCCUCUUGAUCGAAGCUUUCUUGCCAAGAUGCAAAAGUCCAGGAAUGAUCGCCUGCUGGCCGACCUUCAACAGAACCUUUCUUCGACUCUAAACAAUACCUUCACUAUUGAAGAGCUGAAGGCGGCCACUCAGAACAUGGAAUCAUCCAGCAAUCUGUCCGUAGCCUCGGACAUCAUCGACCAGUUGCAAUCAUACUACAACAAUGCUCUUUUGAUCUUCAUGGACAACAUUACAACUCUCGCGAUCGAAAAUUGCCUUCUCGGCCCUCUGAAUAGCGUCUUGACAACUCAGACCAUCACCAACAUGGAAGACAGCCAGAUCGAGGAGCUUUUCGCUGGUGUACACGAUGGUGUACAGAAUUCGCGAGCCGAUCUGAGUAGUGAGUUGAAGAAGUUGGAAACUGCGGUGCGAGCAUUGAAUCAAUUCAAGAUUGCAAAGGAAACACUCCCAUAUAUUGGAGCAACCAAGCCGGCUGGAUUAGGGCCAGCUCAUGGGCGUUCAUCUCUCCAAUCAUUCCUCAUACCCCAAGGAAUCCUGCGCGAUGGCGCAUCUGCCAAUCCUUUCGGUGUACUAUGUGUGGAUUCUAGAGUUCAAGGCCAGAAUGGAACGCCCAGGUAUCAACUUUCAUGGCCAUACAGCCCGGCGUCCGACAUGCAGAAUCCAAUCACGUCUUGCCCUAGUGGUCCAUUCGGCUCGAAUCCCGGUGCGGUAAAUCCUGGGAUGGCGAGUGCUCCAUCUGUAUCUUUCCCGGUUGCGAACCCCAAUGCAAGCUCUUCUGGUGCACCUGCAUUCUCCCGGGUUACACUUCCGCUUCCUCAAACAUUUUCGCCUAGCUCGUUCUGGUCUCCCCGUGCUCGACCUAGUCUAUUCAGUACACCAGACACCCGCGACCACGAUCAGAACUGGUAUUGGGAGGAGAAGGUUGUUUGCGAUACUGGCCUCACCAUGAACAAUCGGUACCAUUCAAUCUGUUACCACGACAAGUUCAAAUGUUUCUCUCCAGAGGAGCUGCGAUUGGCUGACUAUAAGCUCGGCCGUGAGACACCCAGACAGCCAGGCUCUGGAGCAGCGCACCGUACUGCGGAAGAGCGACGUAUCGCGAGUGUUGCGAGACGCCUUGAAAGAGGUGAGGGUGUAACAAUCAAGUUCCCAUCUCACAUUGAGAAUCGUGGAAAGUCGACAUAA